Cordyceps militaris CM01 is the source of this 243-nucleotide messenger RNA. RefSeq lists its product as uncharacterized. The transcript is spliced from 2 exons. The coding region runs from base 1 to 243 and encodes 80 amino acids. The record is from RefSeq and is a predicted model, not a curated record. Lineage: Eukaryota; Fungi; Ascomycota; Sordariomycetes; Hypocreales; Cordycipitaceae.
AUGCAUGCCCAAUUUCAACAUAUCCUGGCUGCAGGACUGUUCAUCGGAGCCACCACGGUAGUAGCCCGACCGAUCGCUGCCGAUUCUCUAAUUCCAAAAAUUGCCGUCUUGGAAGGCGUCAUCAACAACGGCUCCGGAAGCAUGCAGAGACAGGCUGGAAAAGGGCCGUACAUCAAAGACAGCGAGAAUGCGGACCCUUUGGAAGUGUUGGGAAGUCCCCGGGUUGACGGCGCGCGCACAUGA